AUUUGAACAAUUCAAGAGCAGGAAAGAGAACACUUAGCGUAAUAAAAUGCAUUAAGUUUAGAACAGUAGCUGCUGCCUGCCGCCGGCCUUUGAAUGCACUUGGAGUGUGGUUCUGAAAGCGGUAACAAGCGUUCGAGGGCGUGCUUUCACCCACCGCCUCACCGGAGAAUCCGAAUCUCCUCGGAUGGGAGCCUGCUGGGGCAAGGAGUGAGAGCCUCGCGGGCAGACAGGGACGCAGAAGAGGGGCUGACCUGGAGCAUGGAGAGGAAAGGAGCUGGGAUUUUCCAGGGCUCGGCGCGCACUGAGACUCCGUGCCCGGGGCUGCAGCUGCGGAGGAUAACGGCGCUAUCUGGCUCAUGAAGGCCACCUGGUUCAGGCUUCUGAAAAGAGCCAAGGGAGGAAGGCUGAAGAAUUCCGAUAUCUGUGGUUCGGCAGACUCCUACACCAGCCGCCCAUCCGAUUCCGAUGUGUCUCUGGAGGAGGACCGCGAGGCAGUGCGCAGGGAGGCCGAGCGACAGGCGCAGGCCCAGCUGGACAAAGCGAAGACAAAACCUGUUGCGUUCGCAGUUCGGACAAAUGUCAGCUAUAGUGCAGCCCAUGAAGAUGAUGUUCCGGUGCCAGGCAUGGCCAUCUCAUUCGAGGCAAAAGAUUUUCUGCAUGUUAAGGAAAAAUUUAAUAAUGACUGGUGGAUAGGGCGAUUGGUUAAAGAAGGCUGUGAAAUCGGAUUCAUUCCAAGCCCAGUCAAACUAGAAAACAUGAGGCUACAGCAUGAACAGAGAGCCAAGCAAGGGAAAUUCUACUCCAGUAAAUCAGGAGGAAAUUCAUCGUCCAGCUUGGGUGACAUAGUACCUAGCUCCAGAAAAUCCACACCUCCAUCAUCUGCUAUAGACAUAGAUGCUACUGGCUUAGAUGCAGAAGAAAAUGAUAUUCCAGCAAACCACCGCUCCCCUAAACCCAGUGCAAACAGUGUAACGUCACCCCACUCCAAAGAGAAAAGAAUGCCCUUCUUUAAGAAGACAGAGCACACCCCUCCUUAUGAUGUGGUACCUUCCAUGAGGCCAGUGGUCCUGGUGGGCCCCUCCCUGAAGGGAUAUGAGGUCACAGAUAUGAUGCAAAAAGCAUUGUUUGAUUUUUUAAAACACAGAUUUGAAGGGCGGAUAUCUAUCACAAGGGUCACUGCUGACAUCUCCCUUGCCAAACGCUCAGUAUUAAACAAUCCCAGUAAACAUGCAAUAAUAGAGAGGUCCAACACAAGGUCAAGCUUAGCGGAAGUUCAGAGUGAAAUUGAAAGGAUCUUUGAACUUGCUAGAACAUUGCAACUGGUAGUGCUUGAUGCAGAUACUAUUAAUCAUCCGGCUCAACUUAGUAAAACCUCUCUGGCCCCUAUUAUAGUCUAUGUAAAGAUUUCUUCUCCUAAGGUUCUACAAAGGCUAAUAAAAUCUCGGGGGAAGUCGCAGGCUAAGCACCUCAGCGUCCAGAUGGUGGCAGCGGAUAAACUUGCUCAGUGUCCUCCAGAGUUGUUCGAUGUGAUCUUGGAUGAGAACCAGCUUGAGGAUGCUUGUGAGCACUUGGCCGACUAUCUGGAGGCCUACUGGAAGGCCACCCAUCCUCCCAGCAGCAACCUCCCCAACACUCUCCUUAGCCGUACCUUAGCCACUUCGACUCUGCCCAUGAGCCCCACCCUAGCCUCUAAUUCACAGGGUUCUCAAGCUGAUCAGCGGACUGAUCGCUCGGCUCCUGCCCGAUCAGCUUCCCAACCUGAAGAAGAACCUUGCCUGGAACCCGUCAAGAAGUCCCACCACCGUUCCUCCUCCUCAGCCCCACACCACAACCAUCGCAGCGGCACGAGUCGAGGCCUCUCCAGGCAGGAGACAUUUGACUCUGAAACUCAGGAGAGUCGAGACUCAGCCUACGUGGAGCCAAAGGAAGAUUAUUCCCAUGAACAUGUGGACCACUACGCCCCACACCGGGAUCACAACCACAGAGAUGAGACCCACGGGAGCAGUGACCACAGACACCGAGAGCCUCGGCACCGCUCAAGGGACGUAGACCGGGAGCAGGACCACAAUGAGUGCAACAAACAGCGGAGUCGUCAUAAAUCCAAGGAUCGCUACUGUGACAAAGAUGGUGAAGUAAUAUCCAAAAAACGGAACGAAGCUGGGGAGUGGAAUAGGGAUGUUUACAUCCGCCAAUGACUUUUGCCUUUUUUUUCCCCCCGAGUCUUGUACAACAGCACCUUCAGACAAAAUCUUUGGAGUCUACACUGCAAACAUGUGACCUGUCUCGUAUGUUUUGUAUUGCUGUUGCUUAAAUAGCAAUGGCAUGAAAUAGAGUAUUAACACAUUAUUUUUUGGUAAGUGCUAUAUACAUUGGCCUGGUACAGCUGCAGUCCUCUGGUUGUAUACUAGACUCUUCAGAAAUUGUUUCGGGUAGCUGCCACUCGAACAAAACCUAUUGCUAUCCUGACAAUGUUAGUGUUUUAAUAUAGAUGUAUCCAGCAAUCCAGAAGCAGCACAGAUCAAAAGUGGAAUUUCGUUUCUCCAGAUUUUUAAUACUCAGAUACCCAAUGUGCAUAUUCAUUCAUUCAUGGACCACUGUUUUUUGCUUGUACCUCUGGCUGACUAAAUUUGGGGACAGAUUCAGUCUUGCCUUACACAAAGGGGAUCAUAAAGUUAGAAUCUAUUUUCUAUGUACUAGUACUGUGUACUGUAUAGACAGUUUGUAAAUGUUAUUUCUGCAAACACAUAAUUAUAUAUAAUAUAUAUACAUAUAUAUGUUUGAUCACAAUAUUUUAGAGUCUUAAUGCCAAGUCAGCAGAUUUGCUUUAUGAAUUACAGGGACUAGAGAUGCCCACAUUCAGGAAAUUUGUAAUAACAUUGUCUAGACACUAUCUCCACUCUACUAGAAAGUUGUACAUACUGUAAAUAUGUGUGAUUGCUUGACUUGAAAAAGUUUGAUUUCUGAAUGUUAAACCAUCCUUGUAAGUUUAUAAUUUUAACCAUAAAUUAUGGUAAAUAUAACCAAACUCCAGAGAUUGUUCUACUCCAUACAGUUCACACUGAUUUGUGACAAACACGUUCUUAGUAGCUAGUGUCUGUUAUAGUCACAGCACUGGAACCCUCUGUAUGCACGUGUGUGUGUGUGUGUGUGUGUGUGUGUGUGUGUGUAAUGCUGGAGAUAAAUGAAGAGAGACUGAAAUCUAGACUUCUGCCCACCUGGCUUUGUAUGUAAAUGUGCUGUAUGUUGCUUUGAUAAUUCAUUGAGCAGUCAGGGAAUGUGAGGAAGCUUGCUGCCAAAGGUAACUAGAAAAGCUUUCAUCAGCUGCCUCUUUGUUUUCACUCCUAGUGAGUAAAAAGACAGGCAAUCUGUACUGUGAGUGUUUCACUGGAAAUGUACAAUUUUUGUGUGUUCAAGUAUUUGUUUUAGUAAGAGACGUUUACACAGCUUGUGGAAUUAUUUCGUAGGAAAAUAAAUUUUUAUAACUUCUCCCACCUCAUUUUCUAACCUUGCCUACUGUUCCUGUUGUUCAUCUCCCAGUUACCUACUGUUCCUCCCUAUCACCAACUUGACCCGCUUCCCUGUCUGUCAGAAUCCAGAAGUGCUUCUAACCAACAUUUCUGCUCUUCAGAUGUUAUCAGGGCAAAAUGGGGUGACUUAAAGUGAACCAAAUGUGGGCCAGGAUAUAGCUCAGUGGCACAAGUGCCUGCCUGGCAAGCACAAGGUCCUGAGUGUGAAUUCUGGCACUGGAAGAAAAAAAAGUGAUCCAAAUGUUAAGAAUAUUUUCCUACAUCAGACAUUACUCUGAAGGAGAGCCUAAAAGACACUAUUUCUAUUCUUCAAGUACACUGCUAUAGGAAGCUUAUGAUGUCAUCACGCUAAAGCCAAAACCCUCUCCAUGUCUCUUAUGCCCAAUUAUGGCUCGACAUGUAAGGCAAUGUGCAGUUACAUACCACUUGGAUCUUGUCCCAGGAAAAUGCCUAUCUAUAACUGCCUAAUUUUCCUCUGUAUUUAACAAAAUCAUAGUUAUAAAUUUUUUUAAUCUUGCUUCCCUGUUACAGGUUCUUGCCAAUUGCUAAAUGCUCUUGGAUUUUUUUUAACUAAAACUGUUUCACAUUUAAUUAUUUCCCCACACCCAAGAAAAUAAAGUUUUAAAAGCGAGUUAUAUAGGGUCGGGGAGAUAGCUUAGUGGCGUAAGCGCCUGCCUGGAAAGCGCAAUAAAUACAUAGAUAAAAAUAAAAAGUUUCACUCAGAACAAUUUAUCUCUGUACUGUCUGCAAGAAUUUAUAGAACAUAAAAAUAUUUUUGACAAAAAUUUCACCUCAUCUGCAAACCAUAACCAUAUUUUAAAACUGCUUCUUUAAAAUAUUUAGCAUGAACCUUUGUCAUAAGAUGUUGAUCCUCAAUCCAACCCUUUUCUACAUGUUGUUUUAUCCCAUCUAAAUAUAACUAGUGUUUGUUUAUCCUUCUGCUAUCAUUAAUCCCUUUCAAAUAGUGCUAAUACUAGAGUCCAUCUUUUUAAUUGUAUACCUAAUUCUUAGUUUCUGACUUUAGUGCAGAACAUGCUGGUACAAAUCAAACCAUUCAUCAAAUAACUACAUUGAAGGAUUUGGUACAGAGCAUUUAUACUGGUAUAUGAAAACUAUAUAGUGGGUAAAUGUAUAAACAGCAUGCAGUGAAUCUACAAAGGAAAAAAUAACCCCCACGACUUGUGGAAUGAUUUAGUCUUUUUAGAGGGCAAAGGCUUAAUCUUAGUGUAUUCAGUUGUAAAAAUGUACUUCACAGUUUGUCAGGCCCACUUCACUUCUUCUUAUGCUUUCUCUAUUUCUCAUUUAUGUUCAUGUUACAAAGAGGUGCUGCUAAUGUAGGAUGUCUUAGUCAUACUGUACUUGGGGACAAUGCCACAUUUUAACACGGUCUGCUAUGCAUUCCUGUUAAACAUUCACUGUCAGCUACACUGAAUUGUUUAACAAACCUGAUUUAAAGUCACGUAUAUAAAACAAAUAAAGAGCUGGCUUCUGCACUGUUUA
This is a messenger RNA of Octodon degus (degu), 5027 nucleotides long. It is a transcript of the gene Cacnb2, whose product is annotated as calcium voltage-gated channel auxiliary subunit beta 2. The transcript is spliced from 13 exons. Gene Ontology annotation, molecular function: high voltage-gated calcium channel activity; protein binding. Gene Ontology annotation, biological process: regulation of voltage-gated calcium channel activity; calcium ion transmembrane transport; chemical synaptic transmission. Bases 357 to 2195 code for a protein of 612 amino acids. The record is from RefSeq and is a predicted model, not a curated record. Lineage: Eukaryota; Metazoa; Chordata; Mammalia; Rodentia; Octodontidae. Gene Ontology annotation, cellular component: voltage-gated calcium channel complex.